Auanema sp. JU1783 is the source of this 372-nucleotide messenger RNA. The record is from the annotation of a GenBank genome assembly. Lineage: Eukaryota; Metazoa; Nematoda; Chromadorea; Rhabditida; Rhabditidae.
AUGACCAAGGUCAAGGCUAGAGAUCUUCGUGGAAAGAAGAAGGAAGAGCUCGAGAAGGAGCUUGAAACUCAGAAGACUGAGCUCUCAUCCCUUAGGGUAUCCAAAGUCACUGGAGGAGCCGCUUCUAAGCUCUCCAAGAUCCGUGUUGUUCGCAAGAACAUCGCUCGUAUCCUCACCGUUAUCAACCAAAGCCAAAAGCAAGAACUCAGAAAAUUCUUUGCUGACAAGAAGUUCAAGCCAAUCGAUCUUCGCCAAAAGAAGACUCGCGCCAUCAGAAGACGCUUGACCAAGCACGAAGCCAGCCUCAAGUCUGCUAAGCAGCUUGCCAAGCAAAGAAAAUUCCCACAAAGAAAGUUCGCUGUUAAGGCAUAA